This is a messenger RNA of Styela clava, 571 nucleotides long. NCBI's taxonomy places the organism in Eukaryota, Metazoa, Chordata, Ascidiacea, Stolidobranchia, Styelidae. The record is from RefSeq and is a predicted model, not a curated record.
UAGAGCAAACUCCUCAGAAAACACCUUUUAUAUCGGUGGAAACGACAUAGAUAGAGAAGGAGAUUGGAAAUGGCAGGAUAGUACUAAUGUAAUAAUGAGAGGAGAAACGGGAUAUCAAAACUGGAAAUGGAAUCAGCCAAACGGUGGGACGCCAAGCAAUAGCGUUGAUGAAAAUUGUUUGUCAGUUGGAAGAGAAACGUAUGAGUGGGUUGAUGUAUCUUGUGGUGGAAACUUCUACUACAUUUGCCAGAAAGAAUUUCAGGGCCCUUUUGUUGGAAUACUGAGCCUCAACGAAAACCAAAGAAUGUGUACUUCAAUAAACUGUAGCAAAGCAACACAAGUCGAAUGGCACAAAGUAUCUGACAAAGUAGCAACCGAAGCUACAAGCAGAGUUUAUCAAACGAUACAAACUGGAUCAGCAACAUUGAAUCUUCAAAACGCAAAUAUAGCAGAUGAUGGGUCUUAUAGUUGUCGUUUUCGAAUUGGUAAAGCUUGGAGUUCUACAACGGUAUCCUAUGAAGGUAAAUAUAAAUAUUUAUUUUUACUUAUGUUUGUAAUCUUUGCCUAUUAA